Phlebotomus argentipes is the source of this 1490-nucleotide messenger RNA. Its product is annotated as titin-like. Lineage: Eukaryota; Metazoa; Arthropoda; Insecta; Diptera; Psychodidae. The record is from RefSeq and is a predicted model, not a curated record. The transcript has 3 exons. Bases 109 to 1287 code for a protein of 392 amino acids.
AGUUUCAGUGACGUCCCGCCUAACAGGAUCGUUUGUUUACUACUCCACUUUUUGGGCGAUUUUCCCGAGAAUUUCCCCAGGAAACAGUGUUUUUCUCUAUCAACACAGAUGGAUGCUGAGAUGAAGAAUUGUCUGGCACUAGAUGUACUGGUGAACAAUGAAAAGGUGAAUGUUUUCCAAUUGUCUGGGAAGCUUCACUUGCCGCUCCUGCAGUGUUCCCAGAAUCUCGAGGGAUGGCUUAAUUCCUGUCCAGCGACAGAGAAAGAUAAAAUUUCACGGGAAUUCAUGGUUAAGGGCGAAGAUGAAGAGGGACAUGGCUACAUUCGAGUGCUCACCGAGGAGUCUUUCAAUAACCUGGACAAGAAAGGCAUCACCAGCUUUCUGUUUAGCGUAGAGAAGAACAGACAUGACACACUUUCUUCUACAAACACCUAUCAAGGAGGCAGUUCAUCAUUCAAGCGUAUAAAAUUGACCACUCAGCUGAGGAAAGGCACAGUUCAGCCUUCUUUGGUGCCAGAAGUGAAGAAAGAGCCGACAGCACCCAAGCCAGCAACAACUAAGGAGGUUGUAGUGAAGAGAGAAGAGCCAGUGGUGAAGAGAGAUACAGUGGUGUCCAAAUUCUUCAGCGAGAAGCCCAAGGAAAAGCCACCAACGGAGCCCAAGAAGAUUGAAAAGAGUCCAGACAUGAAGCAGACAAAAUCAGAUUCCGGCAGUGAUAAAGAUGCCAAGGUGUCUCCGAUAAAGGGAAAGCCUGUCGCUAAGCCUGCGCCUGAGAAGAAAGCUGAUGGGAAGUUCAAGGGAAAGGCAGCUCCUGCGGGAAACAGGAUGAUUACGUCUUUCUUCACCAAAGCUCCCAAAACUGCAAUUCCAGCGACUCCCGUCCCCAAACCGAAGGAGGAACCACGUCAGGAAACACAUGUGGAGACGGCUAAGAAACGUCCGCUAUCUGAGGAGAAAUCUCCGGUGCCAGAGAGGAAAUCUCCACCGAAAAAGAAGAAAAUGUCGAAGAAGAAGCCCAAAGUUAAGGCUGGAACUUCGAGAAUCUUGCAAAUUGCUGAUGAAGAUUCGAGUGAGGACGAAGAGAUGAUAGACAGAAAAGCUUCGAAUGAUAAGGAUGAGGAGCAGCAGAAUGUGGUUUUAGAGAAUGAAGAGGUCCGCGAGAAAACACCUCCGAGACCGUAUAAGGAGAAAAAGAAGAAAACCAUUACAGAAUGCUACAAAGAUGAGGAUGGAUACGAUAAUAUCACCUUCAAGGAAGUCGAUUGCAGUUCCGAAGAAGAGCACUGAAAAUCCUGUGGCUUCUGCACCCAAACCUACUCUGUAUUAAAUCAUAGAACCCCGGAAGACGAAUUUGUUUAUUUUUCACUUGGUGUUCGGUUCAUUGUCUCAUCGCAAGUAUUCUGUGGACUUUUCUACUCGAAAAUGCAGCCCAAUUCCUCCGGGGGUACGCCUUAUCCCAAUUUCGUAUACCUCAACAAACCAGUAAACCU